CUCCGGAGCGUUUUGGCGAGGCGGUCACGCAGCCGCUCUGGGCCUCCGUGGGAGCGCGCCCAGCAGCGGGAAUGCCGCCUUCGCUCUGGGAGAUCACGGGGCGCGCUUGACACCGGCACCGGGGAUGGUGCUCGCUAGCCAAGGCUCUCUCUGCCUCCCUCUCCAGGCAGAGCCGGCAGCUCAGUCCGUCUGACCCAGCCGUGGCAUCACCAGGUCUUCCACUGAAAGCCAGGGGCUUGCAGGGAGAGCGAGGGGAAUUCCCGCCUGUUAAAGGCAAAGGCAGAUGCCAGGCAGGACGAGUGUAGCAGCAGCCAGCCAAACACAGAUUGUGUUUUUAAAGAGAGAACAGAUUGUCGUGGUUCCUUCUCCUUCAUGUACAGAAACACAGUGUAUUUGACAGCAGCAGAGCAGCACGUUAGGAUGGAGGCACAAAGAUAGCUUGAGAGAACACUCAUCAAUAGACAGACAGACAACUUCUUUGUCUGCAACUGGUGUUAUCACUCCUGCCUGUUGGGACUGGGUACUUGGAAUAGAGAAGGCUCAAGAGAGAAAACUGUAAUGACAACCGCAAGGAGAAACAUGAGGAGAACUGCGGGAUAAGUGCUAUCUACUUUCCUGUGGUGCCACUCCUACCAUUGGGGUCAAUACUGGAGUUUGGAGCUGUUUUUUUGGUCAUGCAUUACUAUGGACCAUAUUUCUGGGGUGCAAAUAUAGUAAUGGCCACACUAAAGAGAAGAAAUGCAAAGGAAGUGUAUUCUGUAAAGGACCUCAACCAUUGCACUAACAGGAGCCCAGCACCAUGUGACGGAGACAAUGUUUCUUCAGCCUGCAGUGAUGAAGUGGGAGCUUAUCCAUUUGUAAGCAGUGUAGAGAGGAUCAAUUUUUCCUUAUGAAAUGGGUGAGAUGAGUAUUGGUGAAGGUGGUUUAUGCAGCUCCCACUGCUACCACGAACAUGGGAUGAUCUCAGACAUGUAGGCAGGAGGUACCUGGAGCGAGUGCUUGGUGCUGAUGAGCAUUGCUACAGUCCCAUUAGUUUUAUGUGAAAUUUAAUGAUAAUGGUACUAUUAAAGUAAACUCUUCAGACCUGAUGGAUUUUAGAAAAUGCACAAGCUGCAAUUAAUAUUCUAAACAGAUCCAGCCCUUUCUAGGAACUUGGACGUAGUCUAAGAUCAAGGAUUCACCUGCUUUCUUUUUAGAGAAAAACAUGAAAGCUGGAAUGAAGUUUUAUUGGAAGUAAUGCACUUUCAUUGUCAGUAACAGGCAAAUGAGUACUGGAGUGACAGAAGGAGUCCACCAAAGGCUGAGAUGAAGCUGUAACAUCCUGCCUGGAAAAGGGACCCUUUCCUCCAGAGUGCUGAUGGAUCAUCAGACUCACUGCAUCAAAGACAAAACUUUAUCUGCAAUAAGACCCAGCAACGACCGCCUCUAUAGAAGCUGUCAGCAGAGGUCCCUAUGGUCUGCUGAAACCUGGAGCUUCCCUUUUCUUUCCAGGAUAUGAAGAUGGACAUAAAUUGUCUCAUCAAGUCCUUUACUGCCUUGCAAGAGAUGACCAAAAGCCCAUCCCUCCCACAGCCAGCAACAGAGGAUGUGCAUUGUGGUCACUGAGGGUGGACAGAGCCACCUCCCCAGCCCUGGGGACAGCCACUGCUGCUCACCUCGCCCCUGGGUACCAGGCAGCUCUCAAGGUUCUCUAGGUGUGGCAGCUGAGACAAUGAGAAGGUAAAUGAUCUUCUGGCAGUUUGGAAACAAUAACAACUACAUGAACAUGGCAGAGGCAAAUAAUGCAUUUCUUGCUGCAAAUGAGCAGACGUUCCAUACGCCGAGCCUUGGGGACGAGGAGUUUGAAAUCCCACCCAUUACCCCCCCACCUGAGUCAGACCCCUCCCUGGGCAUGGCAGAUAUACUGCUCCCCUUUCAGGGCCUUGGUGACCAGCUGCCUGCACAAGGAAAUGAAUUUACGCCUCAGUUUCCCCCCCAGAGCUUGGAUCUUCCCUCUAUUACAAUAUCCCGGAAUCUCGUGGAGCAAGACGGCGUCAUCCACAGCAAUGGAUUGCAUAUGGAUCAGAAUCACAGCCAGGUUUCCCAGUACCGCCAGGAUCACUCUCUGAUUAUGAGAUCUAUUGUCCACAUGACUGAUGCUGCUCAUUCGGGAAUUAUGCCUCCGUCUCAGCUCACCACCAUUAACCAGUCUCAGCUGAGUGCGCAGCUGGGGCUAAAUUUAGGAGGCACUAAUUUGCCACACACUUCUCCCUCCCCUCCUGCAAGUAAAUCAGCCACUCCUUCCCCAUCUAGCUCUAUCAAUGAGGAAGAUGCAGAUGAAUCAAACAGAGCUACUGGAGAAAAAAGAGCUGCCCCAGAUUCUGGCAAGAAGCCCAAGACCCCAAAGAAGAAGAAAAAGAAAGACCCCAAUGAGCCACAAAAGCCAGUGUCAGCAUAUGCCCUUUUCUUCAGGGACACACAAGCUGCAAUUAAAGGACAGAACCCGAAUGCUACAUUUGGAGAUGUUUCAAAAAUAGUGGCAUCUAUGUGGGACAGUUUAGGAGAAGAACAAAAACAGGUAUAUAAAAGAAAAACUGAAGCUGCCAAAAAAGAAUACCUAAAGGCACUUGCUGCCUACAGAGCAAGCCUUGUUUCUAAGGCUGCUGCAGAAUCUGCUGAGGCCCAGACAAUUCGUUCUGUUCAGCAAACACUGGCAUCCACAAAUUUGUCUUCCUCCCUCAUUCUCAAUAGUUCUCUUUCUCAACACGCCACGGUGUCAGCACCUCCCCAAACUCUUCAACAGCCCCUUUCCAGAGCAAUUGCUCCAAAACCCUUGACCAUGAGACUGCCAAUGAAUCAGAUUGUAGCUUCUGUUACCAUUGCCCCAAACAUGCCAACAAACAUUGCGGCUCCGUUGAUAAGCUCCAUGGGCACAAACAUGGUGGCGACGCCGUCUUCGUCUCAACUCAGCCCCUCCAUGCAAAGCCAGCAGCACCAGAUGCAGCAGCUCCAGCAGCAACAGAUGCAGCAGAUGCAGCAGCAGCAACUACAUCAGCAUCAAAUGCAUCAGCAAAUACAACAGCAAAUGCAGCAGCAGCAUUUUCAGCACCACAUGCAGCAACAUUUGCAGCAGCAGCAGCAGCAUCUCCAGCAGCAGAUUAAUCAACAGCAGAUGCAACAGCAACUGCAGCACAUACAGCUUCAGCAAAUGCAGCAGCAGCAAAUGCAGCAUAUGCAACACCAGUCCCAGCCUUCUCCUCAGCAGCAUUCCCCGGGAGCCCCGCAGAUGACUUCUCCCAUCCCUGCCAUUGGGAGCCCUCAGCCAGCACCUCAGCAGCACCAGUCACAAAUACAAUCUCAGACACAGACUCAAGUAUUGUCACAGGUCAGUAUUUUCUGAAGAUAAACGAUCUUGCAACAUGGCUUUGUGCUGAUGGAGGGGUAGGGGUAAACCAUAUUUGGCUGAAAACUGUAAAUUGUUGAUGGUAGUUAUGCAGGGAUGCAUAACAGAUCAAAUGAUCCUCUAAAGUGUCUAUUAGAUAGGCAAUAAAGAACUACAAUGUAGCUGUGUAUCAUCUUUUAGCUGACUAUAAAUCAUUUUGUUUAAAAGAAAAAAUGCUGUUCUCUUUUUCAUGUGAUGCCUUUUUAAUUUAUUUAAGCUUUACCUACAAUAUGUGAAUCAACUGGCCUAAUAAAUACCUGGACCUUAUGACUGCAAAAUGGCCUUUCAGAGUUAUAUGCUAUAGCCCUUCUUUCUCUAAAAGUGAGUAAUGCACUUCAAGGCAGUAUGAACUCAUGAAGCCCUUAAAGCACAGUUGUAACUACCUGUAAAAUUAUGAUUGGAUUUCAUACAAUCAUACUUGUAUGACAUGAGUUAGUUGAUGGCAUUUUUUGUCAUGAAAAAAUAGAGUAAAUCACAGAUUUUUGCCAAAGCUCUUAUUUUUUUCUUUUUUUUCUCCUAAAUGUCUUCAGAAAUACAAAUGCAAGUAACUGGACAUAAAUGUUUGACCCAACUUUUCACUUCAUUUCUCCAAAUAAAUCUGCCAUAGUUUGUAAGGAAAUAUAUAUUGACAUUUACCCUCUUACGUUAAUUCCAAUUACAGAACAAAUGUGAAUAUUAUAUUCUGUGUCGAAGUGAUGAGUUUCAGAUUUAAUACACUGUAUUUUUAAAAGGGAAAUGCACUUAAAUAAAACUGUUAUUACAGAAAGCUAAGAUGAGAAAUGCAAGUUAUUAAUACGCUGUAAAACCAGUAGAAUAUUUAAAUGAAACUCCACAGCUGAAUAAUCAAUGUAAAUAUUUUCUUUAAAAGUUGUAAGUUUUCAUAUCAUGUGUUGUAAAGUUUUCAUAAAUGAGGCUUUAAUGUAAACACUGGUAACAUGAAUUAUUAAUUGCUACAUUGCUUAUUGUGUUUUUAUGCUGUUUUAUACUUUUUUAUGAGUUAUGAUAGCAGCAAUUAAGUUGUUUGUAUUUUGCUUAUCUAAAAUAAAUGCUUUUAUCUUGCUAUAGAAUAAACACAUUUCAGUAAAACUGAUGAGCUGUAAGUCUUUCAUAGAGGAACCAGAAAUGUUUCCUUCUGCAAAUGCUUUCUUGGACAUUUUUAAACUCCUUUGGAUUUUUAUCAAACAUUCUGGGUGAACAGGUAUGAAGGGAACAGAGCAAGUACUUGGCUCUUGUACCCUCCAAGAUGCUCUGCUGCAGAGCUGUGGGCAGCUUCUCUGAGGUGUCUGUGUCUUCAGAGAGAGAAAGCAAGUGCUGGCUCACAGCACAGUCAUGGUGCCCUGUGCUGGUCAUCUGCAGGAACAGGGAAGUGAGCCCCUCUCUCAGCUGUAGUGUUCAGAGAUGAAAUCAGCUCAAAUUGUUUCUUUGUAUCCCAGAGUUCCAGAUGUAAACACAGCUACUGCUUCCCUCUGUAAACCUCCAGCUCUUGACUUGGGCUGCUCCUGAGCUGUCUGACUUAACUUUCUCAUUAAGGUAGAAUGUGAUGGAGUGGGGAGGAUGGAGUGGGCAGGUCUUUCAUAUGAAGGCUUUGGAAACAUUAACAUCCAGUGUGUUGUCAGGUUAUUAGUGCUGUUCCUAUGUUUUUGCUCUGAACAGAAAGGAGAGAGCCUCUAUUUUCUUGUUUCCCUUCUUCUCCUGCAGUAUGUGUGCUGCGAGUGCAGUCUGACCACUAUCCCCAGUUGUCUGGCAUGAUUAAUUACAGCAUCUGUCCUGUCAGAAGCUAUAAUGAAGAGGUCUUGAUAAAAAUUGCAAAUUACCACUGGCAACAAUCUUAAACUGCUUAUGAUAAAAUGAAAAUUAAAAACAGCAAGUGUCAAGCCUGAGCAGAAUCCUAAUCCUGUUUGAGGCAUGGCUACCAUGCUCAGAGUACAACCCAAAAAUAAUGGAAUAGAGAUCCCCAAAAAGUUGCAGCCAGACUUAAGGGAAGAGGUACUGCACUGUGUGAGUUUCUUCAUAAUGAAUUCAUCUUUCAAUAUUUCAUCAUCCUCAGGUACUCUGCUUAUUAUGUACAAAUAUUGAACAGCAAGAGAUUCUAAUUAUAAAUUUAUAGAUUUCUUGGAGCAGAAAAAAUCAUAUAUAAAUUGAAGCUUUUCAUAAUAGGUGUUAGUUGACAGCUACCCAUGCUCCUAAUAGCCUUAGCAUGAUAUCUAAUAAUGCCUGGAAUGGAGGGUGUUUAUUCCAAGUGCAAGGAAGCCUGUCUGCAUUAGAAAUGGCACGACAGAGGCUGGUUGGGAGAGAUUUUUUCUGUGUCAGUUUUAACCAAUGUUACGUAACAAAGGAAACCAUUUUAUAGUGGUUUUUGAAACCUUUAGACAAAUGUCUUCAGAAAUAAUUGCUAAACUGCAUGUGAUAGUAAUUGUGUAUUAGUUCUAUAAUUGUCAUUUUGAAGACCUAUGAAGUAUCGUUGGAAAAAUGUCACAAGUGAUAAGAGUUAAUUACAACUGAAGUCUGUUUUCAACUAUUUGCAGCGAGAAGCAGGUGUUAUUACACUCAUUAAAUGGUUUCAUAAAUCCUGGGUUUUAUCACAUUUGAUUAAGAGCUGCUGAACUACUGAUGUUCAAUUCCAGGAAAAAUAGUUUUAAUUACUGCAGCUAAAAAAAAAAAGAAAAUUAAUCAUCAAGCAGGACACUGUACAUUUUAAAUAUCAAAAUUUGAAUCUUGAAAAACUGGAGCAUCCCCCUGCUUGCCACAAAAUUAUAUUUUGCAUUACCCACAAUACCAUAUUGCAGAACAUCUUGUGUUUCAAACUGUGCAAGUUUGUGUUCAUGUUCCCUAAAUCUAAGUGAAUAACUGUGCUAUCAUAGGUCAUAAAUAAAACUGUUAGUUUAAAUCGCUUGAUAUGCAAUUUAUACAAGAAAAAUGCAAUAAUCUGUACGGUUUCAGUGUUGUGCAUGGUUUUUAAGAAUGUUUUUCUUCAUAGCAUUUACAAGCACUUAACUGCUGCCUUCUUUUCCCAAGGUUUCAGAUGCUUUAUCACCUCGGUUAACCACAUUCUACUUUCACAUUAACCCAGGUUGACACAUGAUGAAAGAACAUAAGGAGGUUUAAUUUUUAGCUGACACAGGGUCAUUAGUUUCUAACUUGGAGAACAAAACCUUUAAAUACCUCUGUGCAACAUAAUCUCAAUUUUAUAUUAUCACCUGACCAUUGUGGUUUGCAGGACAGAUGGAUUAAAUAUCUCAAGUUUAACCACAAGUCUUGCACUGACUCUUUUCAAUGGGGAUUCCUAUUUGAAUGGCUCCUUUUUCAUUUCUCACUUCAUGGAGUAUUUUGCAGCACUGGACUGCAUUCUAACCUUUCCCUCCCCCCUUUGUUUGGCUUUUGUUUUGCAACAGCUGUUAUUAUCGUUUUUGGUCAGCUGUGAUUGCUGGAGGCAAAAUAGGACCAGAUGGUGUUUUGCUAUGCAUGAAUGGCGAGUUAGAGGAGUUUAGAUUGAAUAGGCCAAGUUUGAAUGGUGUCUAUGCACCACCUGCCCUCUUCAGCAGCAGCACACACAUCAUAGGAGCAUGAUCUGUCUCAGACCUACUAGAAUUGGAUGGGAAUGGAGAGCGCCUCGUUGGAUUUUCUCCAUAUUUAUUGAUCUUCCAUGCACUAACAGCAUAAUGCAGUACACAGUCAAUUUGAGUUAAUUGGAUAUGACACAGCAUGUACAUGUAAUCUAUCACCAGAGUCUCCUGGUACACUUUAGGGUUUGCUGCCACAAGAACAUGCAGUAUUAGCCUGCAUUAAUAGGCUAAGUGGAUGGAAGUAAACCAGGAUCAUUGUAGGGUUUGAUUUGACAAAAUAUACUGUAGUUUUACAAUUGUACCCUUGAAACUGCCAGAAAUGCAGUUCACUAUGAACAUUUCUGAUUUGAUAGACGGGGGCUGAGUGUUUAGUCACAGAAAAAUAUAUGUCAUUUCUACACAUUUCUGUGAGGUUUGCCAGUGAAAUUUAAACAAAUGUAGGGAGCAGCAUUCAUAGGGAUGGGCCAGUGCCAUUCAGAAUAAUACCAAAGGGCUGCUUUGGUAACCUAAAACUGGCCAGAGAGGUGGAAUUUAAAUGUUACAUAAAUGUAAGAACUAUUGUAUGCUCUGUUAAGGCUGACUGAAAGACAUGGGGUGUGAAAGACUUGUGUCUGGAUGUUACAGAAGAAAAUACAUAUGUUAUGAGUAAUGAAAAAAUAUAUAACAAUAAUAUAUAAUACAUAAAUUGCUUGCAUUGUUACAGCAAUUGGAUGUUUCAAAGCCUACUUAAUAUGUGACUGAGGGCUGCGAUCAUGCUCUAAGUUGGCAGGAGCUGCUCACUCGGCGUCUUUGUCUGUGGUGUCAGGUAGCCAAGUGAGCUACUUUAUUAUGAAAAUUGCAUCCAACUGAAAAAAUGCUAAAUAUUUUCAAGUGCCUGUGGGAAAAGCUAGGUUUGUAUUAAAGGAUUUGGUUCUUAAAGUCACCAAGAAGUUAAUGCUUCUCAGGUGCAUCGGAGGGAGAGAAUUUUCGAUUCUAAUACGAAAAUCUUUGAGAAGUGAAUGUAUUGCUUUGAACGAGCUGCUGUGACACUUCAAUAGCCUACAUUGGAGAUUUAGAAUGCAUUCUGUUUACCUCAGUUAAAAACCAGAAGUGGUAUUUUAAAUAGUGGGUUUUGUUUGAGUUCUUUGAGCAUUAACAUCUUCAGCCCCUAAACAAGCCAAAGCAAUGGAGAGUUUUCUUAGAAGGCUUGAAAUUAAAUUUAUUUUGCUCUUCUUGAUUAAAAAAAAAAAAAAAAAAAAAACAGAAAAUUAUACUUGUCUUGCAGUUAUAUGGACACUUCUUCCAGGUAUCCUUUAUUCUCCUUCCUCUCCAGGAAUAUCUUUAUGAUGCAGUUAUCUUUGGUCUGUUAUUUUUCUCCAAACUGGAGUUGCCACAUCAUUGUAACUCUGCUGCUCUAAUUGUAAAAGAGAGGCUUUGAUCCAGAAAAUAAUUUAAAAUGAGCUGAUAAUUCAUGUAUAAAGGUAGUAAUUUCAUUGAAGUGACUACUCAUAUGCUCUGUUACGCAGUUGCUCAAGUGAUUUUAUAGGUCAGGGGUCUAAUUGC
This is a messenger RNA of Passer domesticus (house sparrow), 8526 nucleotides long. It is a transcript of the gene TOX3, whose product is annotated as TOX high mobility group box family member 3. Bases 1724 to 3379 code for a protein of 551 amino acids. NCBI's taxonomy places the organism in Eukaryota, Metazoa, Chordata, Aves, Passeriformes, Passeridae. The record is from RefSeq and is a predicted model, not a curated record. The transcript has 18 exons. Gene Ontology annotation, biological process: regulation of transcription by RNA polymerase II. Gene Ontology annotation, molecular function: chromatin DNA binding. Gene Ontology annotation, cellular component: nucleus.